GAACCGUUGACACUUACACUUACGUCUCUCAGAAGUGAUGUGUCUCCUCCAAUUUAUCGUCUUUAUUUAAGCAUAUCGUAGUAUUAAGUACCUAAAAGUGAAGUUUUUAUAUUCAUGGUUAUACGUGGAAGUCUGUAGAAGAACACACUAUGUCUCGACGUCGCCCUGGAACAGCAGGCUCAGUGCGAUCUACAUCUGCAAUCAACCCUCUAAGAGUCCGUCCCGGUAGUCGACCAGGUUCUGCUCGGGAGUGGUUCGAGGCAUAUAACCAACGGCGGAAUGAGGAAGCAUGGCGUCUUGAGGAAUGGAAGAACACUGUCAAUAGUCUGAAGAAAAAGGAAUGGCAGGCACAGUACUACACUGCUAUUGCUCAGCCAAAGCACAAAAGUGUUGAUGAAGAAGAGCUUCGUAAAAAGGAGGAGAAGGAGCGCAAACUGGCUGAUAGACGGGCUAGACUCACUCGUCUGUUUCAAGAAGAUGAAAGGCGGUAUCAGGAUGAGAGGGAGCAGAAAUACAGAGAAUCAAGACACAGAACAGUUCACCAUCAUAUUGUCUAUCCUGAGGUGGAGAUGCUGAAGUGUCGCUUAGAUGACCUAAAGAAGAAGAACCUUGAAGAGAGACAGAAAAUGACAGAAUCUCUUUCGUAUGAAAUCUGGAGACGAAACAGCCCACAAGUUAGACAAGUAAGUGAUGUAGAUAUUUGUAUGGCUGGAUAUAGAAUUACAGUAAACAAGAGAAAGAAUAUAUCAUUUUUUUUGGAAAGAGAAAAACGCGAUGAGUUCCUGAGGCAAGAGGAAGUUACGUUAGAGAGAGAGAAGCUUAGACUCCAUGAAAUUACCCAACGGAGGCUAAGACUGAAAGAUUUAAGGCAACGGAAAGAGUUAGAGUUGUUUUGGGCCAGACAGUAUCAACUGAAACUAAAGAAAAAGGCGGCAGACAUCCAACAGGAACUCCUUGAGGAUGAGAAUAUCAUAGAGGACAUCUUAAGAGGGCUUCCAGAAGAUGAGGAUGAGCAGAUGAAGCAUCGAAGAAGCGAGGCUGAAUGGAUGAAGACUGUGCUGGGAGAACAGAGGAAGUUGGAGAGCAUGCGUGAGAAAGAGUACGAGCUGCUGUUUAGCGAGGAAGCAGAGUCAAUGUGGAAGAAGAGGCAGGCAGAGUGGGAGAGAGAGCAGCGAGCACGAGACCGACUGAUGGGUGAAGUAUUACAUGGACUUCAACAACAGGUUCAAGAUCAGCAGUCCAGAAAUGUCCGUGAAAGAGAAACACUGGAUUCAGAAAAGGCACAAAUUCAGAGAUCCAUAAUCGACAUACGAGACCAAAUGCAAGACCUGGAAAGAGAAGAGAAGGAGAGAAGAGAGAAACAUCACACAGUUCAAGUGCAGCCAUCGCAGAGAAUGAUGCAAGAGGCAGCUACUCUCAGAAGGGAUCGAGAGGAUGAGGAGAGGAAGCUGCAAGAACACCGCAGGGAAAUUUCUCGCCUUGAGCAGCAGCUGCAACAACUUUGGGGUCCACAAUAUGCUCCACCUAAAUACGGACGUAAGAGAUUCGUCUGGUGAAGGAAGAACACUUGUUAGAAUGACUCCUCGUCAUUCAUAACCAAUGUGUGAUAUCUGGUUUGUUUCAAGAGGGAACGAGUUAGUGUCACGUCUGCACGACUCCACAUAACUCAACACUCGCAGGGACGAUUAUCUGGUGCUGCACUACUUAAUGUGUAUCUUGUCUUUUCUGUUUCAUUUAUGCUUUUUAAAAGUUUUUAUAUUGUUUAGGAAUACACGUGCAUAUACGUAUGCAUUUACAUAUACAUAUACACACUUACACUUACACUUAGACUCACACUUGUACUCAUACACUGUAUAAUAAAAAGAAAUAUUACCAUUUUUUUCUGAUAUUUUCUGAUAUUUUUCUGAUAAG
This is a messenger RNA of Penaeus indicus, 1911 nucleotides long. Its product is annotated as trichoplein keratin filament-binding protein-like. The transcript has 12 exons. The coding region runs from base 150 to 1556 and encodes 468 amino acids. The record is from RefSeq and is a predicted model, not a curated record. Gene Ontology annotation, cellular component: keratin filament. Gene Ontology annotation, biological process: apoptotic process. NCBI's taxonomy places the organism in Eukaryota, Metazoa, Arthropoda, Malacostraca, Decapoda, Penaeidae.